AUGGCACCAGUGCUCCGAGCAAGACAGAGUCUAUCCAAGGAUAAGUUCUCUAGUUAUUUUGGAAACCUCAGGAGCCAACCCUACAACGACGCCAACAAUUCUAGAGGUUCAAAUCCUCACAGCUUACGUUGCAUUGCGUGGAAUCCUCUGGGAACUCUGGUAGCAACAGGUUCAUCAGAGAAGGUUCUUAGAGUGUGGAACCCCGAGAAACCACAUGUGAAAUUCUCAACGGAGCUCAAAGGCCAUUCAGCAUCGAUUGAGAAAGUUGCAUUCAAUCCAACCAAAGAUGCAGAGCUCUGCAGCGUGAGUAGUGACGGUGUGGUCAAGUUCUGGGAUGUGCGGACGAAAGCAUGCUUCAACGAGGUCAAGGGGCUUGGAGACGCCUUCACUCUUGUCUGGGCACCAGACGGGAACUCACUUCUUGUCGGGAAUAAAGCAGACACCAUCUAUGUUCUCUCACCAACUCAAUCCACGCCUAUUAGCACUCAUCAACAGUCAGUGCAGACCAACCAGAUCGCAUUCUGUUGGAGCGGCGAGAAGAUCUUCGUGACCACAGCGGAGGGCCGCAUUCGGGUCUUGUCGUAUCCGGGUUUUGAACCUGUGCUGCAGAGCAAGCGUGGCGAUGAGACGAGCGAGUAUGAGCUGAACGGGCAUACAUCGUCGUGCCUGACAGCCGACCUACAACCCACCGGACGAUAUCUUGCGACGGGUGGUUCAGACUCAAUCAUUGCGCUGUGGGACACAAACGACUGGAUAUGCCAGAGGACGAUCACUAGGAUGGUUGGACCUGUCAAAAGCCUAAGCUUUACGUUUGAUGGCAGUUUUGUCGUGGGUGGUAGUGAUGAGGGGUCCGGGCUAGAGAUAUCACAUGUUGAGACCGGAGAGCACGUACACACAUUCAAGACGGCGGGGGCUUGUCCUGUAGUUGCUUGGGCUCCAACACGGUAUUGCCUUGCUUACAGUGAUCUAGGGAUCUUGAGGAUUGUAGGUGUUGACAUCGAUAGAAAGUAA
Molecule: messenger RNA, 1011 nt
Organism: Fusarium coffeatum
Lineage: Eukaryota; Fungi; Ascomycota; Sordariomycetes; Hypocreales; Nectriaceae
Exons: 5
Coding region: 1-1011 (336 amino acids)
Biological process (GO): mRNA export from nucleus
Cellular component (GO): THO complex part of transcription export complex
Molecular function (GO): protein binding
Source: RefSeq, a predicted model, not a curated record